Molecule: messenger RNA, 889 nt
Organism: Chanos chanos (milkfish)
Lineage: Eukaryota; Metazoa; Chordata; Actinopteri; Gonorynchiformes; Chanidae
Gene: plac8l1
Product: PLAC8 like 1
Exons: 3
Coding region: 183-656 (157 amino acids)
Source: RefSeq, a predicted model, not a curated record
GCUGCCACUGAGACCACAGCUCUAAUAGAGACCUCCACUGUGGAAAGCCUGACCCACAGUACUUGUGUUAGAAUGUCUUAGUCCUGUUUGUCUGUGAGAUUACAUUCAGCACGGUUUGAAGAACCUUUUUGUUUUUUUCUUCUUCUUCUUCUGUGGUUUGGCCUUCUUACAGUUCUGUACACAUGAUUCAAAUGGAGGACGCAGGUGAACAGGAAGUAGGAGCGCCAGAAAAAGGAUGUGGGAACUGGUCGAAUCAGGAGAUAGCCCAACAUCCAGUGAUCACUCAGCCUGGACUGGGAGAAACGACGAUGACGGUGACAACCAUAAUGCAGACGGGAGGCGACUGGAACACCAGUCUCUUCAACGUGUGUGGAGACGUGCCCACCUGUCUGAUGGGUGCGUUCGUGCCGUGCUGUUUGGACCUGAGUCUGGCUCAUCAGUACGGAGAAUGUUUGUGUCUACCGCUACUGCCCGGCUCCACUCUCGCCAUGCGCGUGGGUAUGAGGGAACGCUUCAAAAUACGAGGCAGUGUGUGUGAGGACUGGGUCACAGUGUACUGCUGCUACCCCCUGGCAGUGUGUCAGAUGAUCCGAGAAAUGAAGAGGAGGCUGAAGUGUCAGAUGUAUACCGUCUCCACUGCGCUGCAGAGCUCCUGAACGACUGCCAAUUCCCUCUUUUUCUACGACUUCUUCUUCUCCUGCUCUCUGUUUCCAAAAAAAACAGUCUAAGAGAAGGCGAUGAUAAAAUAUUGAGGGGAAGAACCUUCAGGUCAUUGGUGCAUUUGUUCUUUAAGGUUUUCCGGUUCCCUGUGAAUUUGGUCACCUUCUGCUGAAGGAACUGUGAUUUAGACAUUUCCAGGAGAUUUGUGUGUGUGUGUGUGUGUCUGUGU